Caenorhabditis briggsae is the source of this 2217-nucleotide messenger RNA. The transcript is spliced from 12 exons. The record is from RefSeq and is a predicted model, not a curated record. Lineage: Eukaryota; Metazoa; Nematoda; Chromadorea; Rhabditida; Rhabditidae. Bases 1 to 2217 code for a protein of 738 amino acids. Gene Ontology annotation, molecular function: monoatomic cation channel activity. Gene Ontology annotation, biological process: monoatomic cation transmembrane transport.
AUGCCCGAAGAAGCUGUAGAAAUAAAUGAUUUGAAGGAUAAGCCCUCAGCUCAUAGAGAGAAAAUCAUUGAUAUAAUACAAGUUUACGAACACAGAUACAAAAUUUUCUCCCAAAUGAAUAUUCCAAAAAAAUGUGACAUUUUCGACAAAAUCCGUACAAUUUUAUCAAUAGAUCUCAGUAUAGAAAUUGAGCAGUUAUUUGAAAAUGACUAUUACUCAUUCAGUAUGAUUCUAGCUGCAUUCUAUCGUCAGAAGUAUGCACUGGAGAUUCCAAGACGAGAAGUGCCUAGUUCGUCCGUUCCGUACCCUGAAAAAGACUUGUUGUCCGAGUGUCAACAUCCUUUGCACACUGUACUGGUUAUGUGUUUUGCAGCUCAUGAGAUGAAGAAAAUGGUAGUCAAGGAUGAUUUUGGACAAACUUUGUUGCAGGAAAAAUAUGAAUCGCUGAAGGAGCAAUUAGAAGAAAUCGCAUGCAGUAUAGUCAACAAUUUUUAUUCGAAUUCAAUGCAUGGACUGAUUCAAAUCCGAGAAGCUCUGCAGGCGGAUUAUAAGUCUAAAUUCCCCGAAACUGAGCGUAAGAUGACACCCUAUGAAGAAUAUCUCUACAAGAAAUUCGACAAAAGUAAAGAGAUUAUGACAGUUGCUUACAAGGCAAAGGCCAUGAAAUUUUUGUCCCAGAAACCUUGCUUAGAUUUUAUGAGAGUUCGGAAUAAGUGUCGGAAAUUUUUUCGUGGGGUCUACAUUGCAAUGUUUGCAUAUAUGCUAUGCAAGUUUCCAGUUUAUGAUGAUCUUGAUAUGUCUGCUGAACUGGAGUGGAAAGAAAGCAUUCCAUACAUUUAUGUUCUUUUGGUUCUAAUUGCUCAAGUUUCGAUGACAAUCUUUAAAGCGACAGAUUAUUUGAGAUUCCAUGCAUUCAAGUCAACCAGAGCACCUAGAACUGAGGAUCCGAAGAAUCGUUUCGGAUGGAAAAGAAACAAAUUGAAUCUGCUUCGCCCCUAUUUUAAAUCGAACAGACUUGCGCUAUUCAGAAUCUUUCUGGUCGUCCCGUUGCUACUUUUGGAAGCAAUUCAAUUUGUAAUUUUUACAUUGAAAAGAAAUAAGGCAUUGAAAGCAGAUGAAAAGUUUUGGUAUGGCGCAUGGGUCCUUAUUCCAAUUAUUCUGGAACUCUUGUAUUGCUCAUUGUUUGCUAUAGCUACAGUAUCAUCUCUUCGUUUCUUUCAUUUCGUGCAGUCAUUGGGAUUUUUUGUGCAUCUCUUCAAGAAAAUGUGGAAAACAGUCGGAAUGUUUGUUUUAAUAUUCUGCACAUUCUGGUUUGUGUUGGCAGUAAUUCAUGUCAGUAUCUCAAGAACAUUCGUGUCUUCAACCAACACAAUAUUUUACACAGUAACUUCACAAGGAAAAUUCGAAAUUUUCGGUGAAGUUCAAGAUGAUGAUCGUGUGGGGAAUAUCUUAGAUUGUGGUCACUUCAAUAGAACAGUUUUGGAUUUUUUCAACAUGGACUAUAUCGAAGCGAGUUGUUUGUUUCGAAGCUCUGUAAUGCCAUUUUUGGUUUUCAUCUAUAUUUUUGUUACUGGUGUUUUGCUGGUCAAUUUGCUGACUGCUCAGUUAACGAAAGAAUACGAGAAGGAAUCUGAAAAAAGUCGAUACUACAAAGGAUAUCUGAAAUACGAGCAACUGGCAAAAAUUGAAUCAAAACUAUAUCUUCCACCUCCAUUAUCUCUGAUAUACAUUUGCAUUCGGUUGAUUUUUUAUUUCUUCGCUGGAAUUUGUUUUUUGAUCAAUCUAGUGACUUCAUGUUGUGGCUGGUCAUUCUUAUUCCCCAAAUGUUCAAGAUUUUUUUACAUGACCAUAAUAAGUAAACUGGAAGGAUAUCCAUGGGGAGCAGUUCGAGAUUCGACAGAUGAUCAUGGAACCGAAAAAGCUAUUCAAGAUUAUUUGAAAAAGUCACCGGACGAUAUUUGGGAGAAGUUGAAGGAGGUAGUCAACAUGUACGAUAGAAAAAUAUUGGAUGUUGAAAAUUUGAUAAACCUGAGAAAAGAUAUUGAUAGUUUUCUGGAUAAACAAGUGGACGAAGAGAGGGCAAGAAGUCAUUCAGCCAUAGGAACGGCCAUAGGUUUCGUAUCAACCACACAAUCAAGACAGAUAAAUCGAAACUCGACGAUAAAAUUCCUGGAGGAUGAUCCAAGCUCAGAAAUGAAUAUUCCUACCUUUGCAUAA